UGCAGCCUCAUUAGCAUUAGCGCACCUUGCCUGCCAUCCACCACUCGCUCUUGCUGAGGUGACUUCGGUUGAUUUGUUGAAAGGUUACUUGCUUUUUGCUAAAUCAGCUACACGUUUCAGAGAAAGUUAGAUUUACUCACAGUUUGGGGACAAUAAAUCGUCGGAAUGCCUGAAAAGGCCCCUCUUCUCAACUACCGACUGACCACCGGCGGCCACGGCGGCGGACUGGACGAGGAGGAGCCCGCAAGUAGGAGGCCUACACUGGGACAAGACCGAGGCCAUCGCCAAUCCAAAAGCGAGCGAAAACUCGGCGUGCUUUUCGGUGUUAUUAUUCCAACGUUGCUGUCUAUGUUCAGCGUCGUUGUGUUCUUGCGAGUUGGAUUUGUUGUGGGGCAAGCAGGGCUGUACCAGGCCAUAGCGAUGUUCCUUGUGGCCUACGCCAUCAUUACCACCACAGUCCUUUCUGUCUGUGCCAUCUCAACUAAUGGAGCCUUGGAAGCGGGAGGUGCCUACUACAUGAUCAGUCGAGCACUGGGUCCAGAGUUUGGUGGCAGCAUUGGAAUCAUGUUUUUCUUUGCCAAUGUGUGUGGCAGUGCUCUAUACAUUUUGGGUCUGGUUGAAGCGAUCACGUCUGCCUUUGGCGUCCCUGAAUCUUCAGAUGCUGCGACAGUAAUUGGAUCUGCCCAUCGUGUCUUACCUUCAGGAUACUGGUGGACAUUACUUUAUGGAACUGGGCUGCUCUUAAUUUGUUUCAUUGUCUGCUUGGUGGGCGCCCACAUCUACGCCAAAGCCACUUUUGCCAUCUUCGUUAUCGUCACAACUGUUUUGGUAUCCAUCUUUGGCAGCUUCUUUGCUGUGGAAUCGAGGAUAAUCACACUUCCUGAUGCUUCCACUGUAAACGGCUCUACACAGAUCACCGCCAAUUAUACCGGACUCCAACUCCAUACCUUAAAGGGCAACUUAUGGCCUAGUUACACCGUUGACUACACCACUGGAGCCAUGAUGAGUUUUGCCACUGUUUUUGCAGUUAUGUUUAACGGUUGCACUGGCAUCAUGGCUGGAUCUAAUAUGUCAGGUGACUUGAAGAACUCGAGCUAUUCCAUACCUAGAGGAACCUUGGCGGCUGUUUUUACAACUUUUGUCACGUACAAUUUGAUAAGUCUAUUAUCUGCAUCGUCAUGUGAACGUCCCAUUCUCCAAAGAGAUUACAGUUUCUUGGGGAGCAUCAAUGUUUGGCCACCUCUGGUCACUAUUGGUAUUUACUCCUCGGCCAUGUCCGCCGCUAUGAGCAACCUAAUCGGAGCCUCCAGAGUCCUGUAUGCACUGUCUAAGGACGAUCUGUUUGGUGGUGUCCUGGCUCUGGCAAGGAAGACAUCCAGCAAUGGCAACCCCUGGGCCUCCGUGCUUAUCUCAUGGUUGCUUGUACAGAUGGUGCUGUUUGCUGGGAAAUUGAAUACCAUCGCUGGCCUUGUGACCAUCUUCUUUUUGUUGGUGUAUGCCACAGUCAACCUGGCUUGUUUGGCUCUAGAGUGGGCAUCUGCGCCAAACUUUAGGCCAUCUUUUCGUUGUUUCACGUGGCAUACCUGCACUCUUGGCAUUAUCGGCAGCCUGGUCAUGAUAUUCCUCAUCAAUGCCAUCUAUGCAUUUGCAAGCAUAGUAUUUAUGCUGCUGCUCCUCAUGCUCAUUCAUUACCUUGGUCCUAUCAGUAACUGGGGAUACAUAAGCCAGGCCCUAAUAUUCCACCAGGUUCGCAAGUAUCUCUUGAUGCUGGACGUACGCAAGGACCACGUUAAGUUCUGGAGGCCACAGGUGCUGCUCAUGGUGGCCAACCCUCGUAGUUGUGUAGGCCUGAUAACAUUCAUUAAUGACUUGAAGAAGAGUGGUCUCUAUGUUCUGGCUCAUGUCAAACUGGGAUUGCUGGAUGAACUGCCGUCUGAUCCUAUGCAGAGUUGUUACGACUCCUGGUUGUCUUUAGUUGACCAUUUGAACAUCAAGGCCUUUGUUAACCUCACCUUGGCUGAUUCUGUUCGACGUGGAGUUCAGAACCUUCUUUUCAUCACAGGGUUUGGUGGGAUGAGGCCAAAUACUCUUGUCUUAGGCUUCUAUGAUGACUGCCCCCCUCGAGACCACCUCCAAGGCAAAGUUAUUUUACCUCCAGAUAAAAGCUCAGAUGAAGCAUGUCCAAAACCAGAUGUGGGAGAACCCUUAUUCCCUUUCUUCCCCAAUUUACGUGAUGCAGAUAAACCAAAAGACGUCAAUGAGGAGGAUUACGUUGCAAUUAUUACUGACGCUGUGAAAAUGGGCAAGAACGUGACACUGGCUCGAUACUUCAGUCAGUUCAACAGGGAAGAUGUUUUAAGGUCAGGGAGAAAAAACAAGACUCGCCCAGGAACGGCAGGCCCAUUCGUUGACAUUUGGCCACUGAAUCUGCUACGACCGGACAGCCGCGGCUACGUGGACAUCUGUUCGCUGUUUCUGCUUCAGCUGGCCUGCGUACUUCACGAAACCCGUGCCUGGAGCCAGGCCACGUUGCGCCUUUUCCUUUGCGUGGAGGAAGGGAGAAGUCUGCGGGAUGAGGAGGAGGCCAAGCUGCGACUGAUGCUCAAGGAGCUCAGGAUGUCGGCACAAGUGGAGAUGGUCGCUUGGGACCAGGUGGUGGCGCUACACUGGCAGAGACAAAGAUUGGAUAAAGAGGAGGAACGGGGAAAGGAAGUGGAAAAAGGGCAUGAAGAAACAUUUCCUACCAAUGUGGCACAGCUGACAGAUGAGUACGUUCAUGCAGUCAACCGCCUUAUCCGUAGGCAUGGAGCCCCCCAGCCGGCUGUACGCUUCCUGUAUUUGCCACGCCCACCCGCAGAUACCAGCCGCUACCGGGCCUACUUGCACCAGGUUGAUCUGCUGAGUCAUGAUUUGGGUCCAACAUUACUAGUCCAUGGGGUCACUUCGGUCGUCACCACGGACAUCUAGAGCAGUCCACCAACUUUUGGUGAGCCAAGCACAUGUCUAACUUCUGUUACAUUGUCUUCCCUAACUCUGGUUUAACAGGACAUGUAUAAUGCUAUGAAUAAAACGAGCUCGCAAAACAAUUUAUUACAUGUAGACAGAAAUUAAGCUGCAUGGAAGCAGUACAGCAUUUUAAGAUGACUUGAAUGCAUCCAAGUAUUUUCAUUCAUUGUCUCACUUCCAGAAAUUAAAUCUUGAAGGAACAUAAAGUUGCACGACUCCCAUAAAGCGAAGAGGUAGUUUUACAAAAGUUAACAAUUUGUCCCUAAGCUGCAGUAUUUCCAGCAAUUUAAAUGGGUUAAUAAAGUGUGAAAAUAUUCAACGACUAUGAAGAGAGAAUAGUUGGUCAUCAGUGAUGUAGAGUCCUACAGUCACUCAUUCAGUCACUAUUGGGAAGCUCUGGUUGUAGAUUGUGAUUCUUUAUCACUGCGAUAUUCUAUCCUGAAUGUAAGUCAAAUUGACUGACACUUUUCAAGACAAAUGGGAGGAUUUAUGAACACUGUAUCUGGCUAUCACUUGGUGCUUUAUUGUGGAGUGAAAUGGUGCGUUUUUGUGGUGAAAGGAACUUGAAUAUUUUUUAGUCUUAUGCUUUAUGCCAAAAGUUUAUAGAUUUGUAUUGGAUAUUUAAUAUAUUCGUUGAUGGAAAAAAUAAAAUGUUUACCUUA
Molecule: messenger RNA, 3668 nt
Organism: Corythoichthys intestinalis (scribbled pipefish)
Lineage: Eukaryota; Metazoa; Chordata; Actinopteri; Syngnathiformes; Syngnathidae
Product: solute carrier family 12 member 9-like
Exons: 14
Coding region: 166-2967 (933 amino acids)
Biological process (GO): potassium ion homeostasis; chloride transmembrane transport; chloride ion homeostasis
Cellular component (GO): membrane
Molecular function (GO): potassium:chloride symporter activity
Source: RefSeq, a predicted model, not a curated record